CAGUCUCAGUCAGUCACAACUCACUAAACAUCCGAGCUGUACGUGUCUCGUCUAAAUUUUGUUCAAAAUUCCAAAUUUUAUUUUGUAUUUUUGUUUUAUCCAAAUCCUUGAUCCCUUACGACUUUUUCACCAUGCCUGUCAUGUUCAAUCCGUAUUACAUUGGACCCAAUCCACCAUGCUGCGAUACAGACUGCACUGAGGGAGGAAAUUGUCCAAUUCCGGAAUGCGGUCCAUGUCCAGGUCCAUGCGGAGGAGGAUGUUCAUCAAAGCCUGCAGAACUACCGCCAGCUCCGGUCUGUCCACCACCUGCUCCACUCGGUCAAUCAUCAGCCUGUCCACCACAAACACCUGCCGCCGAGUCUGCCCAACCAUCAGGAGCCCAGAGGCCUGGCUGUUAGAUUAUGCUGCAAUUGCUGAGCGGUUUGGAUAAGACGAAUCUUACAAAACUAAUGAACUGGUUAAAUUUUCGAGUACCAAUAAAAAAUACAUUUGGCUAAUUA
Messenger RNA from Drosophila willistoni, 500 nucleotides. Its product is annotated as male-specific sperm protein Mst84Dd. The transcript has a single exon. Lineage: Eukaryota; Metazoa; Arthropoda; Insecta; Diptera; Drosophilidae. Bases 132 to 398 code for a protein of 88 amino acids. The record is from RefSeq and is a predicted model, not a curated record.